Messenger RNA from Pimephales promelas (fathead minnow), 13712 nucleotides. RefSeq names its product spen family transcriptional repressor (gene spen). Lineage: Eukaryota; Metazoa; Chordata; Actinopteri; Cypriniformes; Leuciscidae. The record is from RefSeq and is a predicted model, not a curated record. Gene Ontology annotation, molecular function: RNA binding.
GUGGACAUAGUUUUUCUGAAGGCAGGGGGACCAUUCGUUUCUUGUAACUCAUCUCUCCCUCCCAAUUAUUUCCGUCAUUAAUUGGGCUAAUUUAUUGUUUUGGGGGCGGGGGACAUGUGGGAAAUUAAGUGAACACACUGGAGGGUAGUGAUUUGGGCAUCACGCUUUGAUGGUUGAGGUCUGUCAUCGCUCACCGUGUAAAGAUGAGGCAAUUUUGAAGUUUGUCAAAGCAUGGUGAACAUGCAUCGAAAUUCAUAAUCAUUAUGUAGAGCUUAGCGUGCCUCUGCAUGGGGAUUCUCUCAGAGUUGGAUAUCGCUGCGAAGAGAAUCCAGGGCAUGUUUCGGAUAUCAAAAUAUUUCCGGAUUUCUGGAAGCGAGAGUGCAUCCGUGACCGCAGCCUUACCUGGAAUUUGCCCUAUUCUGGAGUACUGUGCCGCCCAAGGUGGAUUAAUGUCUUACCUCAUGUUUUUUACUCUGUUAUUGUAACACGAUUACAGUGUUGAUCAAUUAAGACCCAUUGAUUGGUAAUUGGAUUAAUGAAAUGGGUGGUUUAGGAUCAGUUCUUUCCCUUCGAUGAUCUGGAACGCUCUGGAUGAUGUUCUGUGGAUUCUUAAUCACACUGGAUUAAUAUUACCCAAUGACAAGGAUAUUUUAUCACUACAAAUUCUUUUCUCUCUUUUUUUCGGGAUUAUUUGUGGUGUUAGGGUUUUGCUGUUAAUUACAUGGGAGACUUCUGCCAUUGAUCAACAUGGUAGAAUGUGACAGAAACACAGUGAGCAAAUCUGUUUAUUUAUUCAUCACUUAUUUAUAGACCAUUUAAGUUCAUUUUUGCUUUUUUUCCCCUAAAUGUUGAAGAAAAAAAGAAUGGAUUUAAAGUAGUUAAUAUUUCUCCUGAAGAAUUAACUGAUUUUUGGAUCCAUAAAGUGGAUGGAGGGAUUGCUGUUGUGGGGUUGAAGACAUCUCGCUUUGGAUGUGAAAUAUCCCAGUGGAUUACAAAUCCCCAUGCAGGAUCUGGAAAUACAGCAGACUGUGGAUACAUUAUAGCUAAGAUGAAAGUCAUUUUUUUCCUAAUGGACUAUUCCAAUGCCAAUGGAUUAUUGAUCUUUUUUUCCAAACAUCAAUGAAGAUUCCACUGGGAUAUGUAAAACAUUGAUCGAACACCCAUGUUUUCUGAGUUGACUUGGAUUAUUAACAUCACAGCGGUUAGAACACUGGUACCUUGUUCUGAUGGGAUAUCUGGAAAGUGAACAGUUUUCAGUCGUAAGGAGUUGGCGGGAUAAGAUUAAAAUGUAUUUUUUAACUGCACUGAAGAUGGAUUUAAAGUCUCAGAGGCAUCAUGUAGAACAAUUUUACAUUUCAUAUUUUUAAAAAUCCACAGAUACAUUGAAACAGAUUCAAAGGACUAAUGAAAAUGAAGAACAGAAGUGAUGCUGUUUGAAGAACCAAAUGAUGGAUUUAUUAUGUUUUUGGACUUCUUUCUCCAGCCUGUUUUUGAUCUGAUGGGGAUCUUUGCACUGAAUCUGAGUUGGACAUUCUACCUCCUGACUUUUACCUCCAAAUGCUUUUCACAUAUCGAUAUUUUUUUUUUUUAAAUGCAUGGAAUUUUUUUUGGCCGAACUAUUCUGUUGGAUCCUCAAAGAUAAGGAUUACUUCGUUGGUUUUUUUUGUCUUACCAUUUUUUCAUUCUACAUUUUUAACCCCUUUUUUUGCUCACAAAGUUCUGUCUCCCUAAAUUGUAUUUGGAAUUGUAGGUCGGGUUACCGCUGUCUGAAAAGGGCUGCGGACAGUCGGGAGCGAUCUUAUGAUCACAGUUCCUAUGGACACCAUGAGCGUAGCAGCAGCAGCAACAGCAGUAGUUUUGAUCGCCAGCGUCACUAUGAGACUGAUUAUUACAGAGACUCUAGGGACCGGGCCCUCAGUGGAGCCAGCGGGAGUGCCAGUUCUGCCAGUGGCAGCAUUGGAGGUGGCUCAUCAGCAGCCAGUGUAGGUGUCGCAGGGAGCGUUGCAGGGAGCAGCAGUGCUGCUGGAAGCAGUAGCAGCACUGUCGGAGUGGGAAGUGGCGGCUCGACGCCGGGAGGCAUUGUCUACUAUGGUUCACGAAGCCGGAGCCCUAGUCGUUUUGAGACCACAGAGACUCGCUAUGAGCCCCGUGCCCGUGAAGCUUUCACACUCGCCAGUGUGGUCCAUCGGGAUUUAUACAGAGAAGAAAGAGGUAGGCGAGGAGAUAGGACAUACCACCACAGUCGCAGUCGAUCGCCACACUCCUCACACAAUCCAUCACCACAGAGGCUGGCGAGUCAGGCAGCGCGGCCGGCACGCUCCCGCAGUGGCUCAGGGUCCCGCAGUCGUUCCUCCAGCUCUGACUCCGUCAGCAGCACCAGCAGUAGUGGCAGUGGCAGUAGUGAUUCCAGCAGUAGCUCCAGUGAUCGAUCUCCAGCUCGAUCUGUUCAGUCAGCAGCUGUACCUGCCCCUUCUGCUCAACCCCUACCUUCACUGGACAAAGAUGAACCUCGCAAAAGUUUUGGUAUCAAAGUGCAGAACCUCCCUGUGCGCUCAACAGAUACAAGCCUGAAGGACGGCCUUUUCCAUGAAUUUAAGAAACAUGGCAAAGUCACAUCAGUUCAGAUUCAUGGUGCCUCUGAGGAACGAUAUGGAUUAGUGUUUUUUCGCCAGCAAGAAGACCAAGAAAAAGCUCUUAGCGCAUCUAAAGGGAAGCUGUUUUUUGGCAUGCAAAUUGAUGUCACUGCUUGGCAUGGCCCAGAAACCGAGAGUGAGAAUGAGUUCCGGCCUUUGGAUGAACGUAUAGAUGAGUUUCACCCCAAGGCUACAAGGACAUUAUUCAUAGGAAAUCUAGAGAAAACCACAACCUAUCAUGACCUGCUGAAUAUAUUUCAGCGUUUUGGAGAAAUUGUUGAUAUCGAUAUAAAAAAGGUAAAUGGUUCCCCACAAUAUGCCUUUCUCCAGUAUUGUGACAUAGCAAGUGUCUGCAAAGCAAUUAAGAAAAUGGAUGGUGAAUACCUUGGCAACAACAGGUUAAAGCUUGGUUUUGGCAAGAGUAUGCCUACUACAUGUGUAUGGUUGGAUGGCUUGUCCUCCAGUAUUACCGAACAGUAUCUAACAAGGCACUUUUGUCGUUACGGACAUGUUGUAAAGGUUGUGUUUGACCGACUGAAAGGAAUGGCUCUUAUCCUAUAUAAUAAUAUAGAGUAUGCGCAGGCCGCUGUCAAGGAAACAAAGGGUUGGAAAAUUGGAGGAAAUAAAAUAAAGGUUGACUUUGCCAACCAGGAAAGCCAGAUGGCUUUCUACCGUUCAAUGCAGGCAUCUGGACAAGACAUAAGAGAUUUCUAUGAAAUCAUAUCUGAACGAAGAGAUGAGCGCCGGCCGCCAUAUCAUGAGUUCACAGCUGAGCGGGCGUACUAUGAGAAUGUGCGUACCCCAGGUUCCUUCACAGAGGAUCCACGUCGAAAAUAUCCUGCCAGAAGUCGAGAGUUUUAUUCAGAAUGGGAUCCUUACCAGGGAGAUUACUAUGAUCCGCGAUACUAUGAUGACCCCCGUGAAUACAGGGAUUAUAGAGACCCAUAUGAGCAGGAUAUUCGAAAGUACAGCUACUUACAAAGAGAACGUGAGAGGGAAAGAGAGAGGUUUGAAACGGAUCAUGAACGUGACCAUGGUCGACGGACAAUUGAACACAAUCAAAGCCCAUCCCAUCCACGUCGUCCCACUAGCCCUGCUGCCUCCCCAUCCCUUUCCGAACGUCCUCCCAGUGACUCUGAACAUCAUGUUUACAGCCGCUCAUCUGAGCGAAGUGGCAGCUGCAGCUCACUUUCUCCACCACGAUUUGAAAAGCUAGAUAAAAUUCGUUUGGAGAGGCACAAUAGGAGUGAUAAAUCAGAGAAAGACAAAUCAGUCUUUGAGGCAGAUCGUGGAAAUGCAGGAGAAAAAGAAAGACGUGCUGGACGUAAGGAAAAAGGAGACAAGGACAGGACUGAGAAGCAGAAGUUGAGGAAAUCAAAACUUGCAUCCCCCACUGUUCCAUCGUCAGAGACGGAGCUUGAACUUGACAGGGACACUAGCCCAGAAGCUAGCUUAAGUUUGCGAGGUAAAGCCAGUAAAUCAUUCAUCAAAGACUACUCUGGAAAAGGAAAACUUGAUCUGCCACCUUGUGUUGUACAGCUGACAAGAGUAAAGGAGAAGGAAGGGAAAUUAAUAGAUGGUAUCCUCAGUGAGAAACAAAAAACAAAGGUUGGGAGUGAUCAUGUUCGUUCUCCAACCACCCCACCCUCAGUUGAUCACAAGAGUAUGCCUUUCCGCAUAGACGCUCAGGCUAGAGAUUUUUUUAAACACGGAAAACAUCUCAAGGAGAAGGGCUUGGCUAGUCAAGUUGAGGUUGUGGAUAAAGAGGGCAAAGUGAAAAACAAAAAAUACUUCAAAACUGAUCUUCAAUUUGACACCAGCUCGUCUGUGGAUGCUGACCGCUUGGCUGCACGAAAGAGGCGCUUUGAAGAAACAUCUGGAAAGGCUGAUAAUUUGAGGAGGAUAAGUCAGGAGGAGGAUGAAGGGAAGUUAAGGAGAUUUAUUGAUGUACCUUUGCUAAAAGACAUUGAUUAUGAUAAAAAGUUGCUACGAAAAGAAGCACACAAGAGAGAACAGAAAAUUAAGCCAGAGAGGAUGGUUACUGUUAGUACUCUAAAUGAAGAGCUAGACACUGUAAUGUCAGUUGGCCUCAGUCUAGACCUUCAGGCCCGACUUGGGGAACCAAUUGAGGAGGCAAUAGAUUCCUUAGAUAGUCUUGAUCAAAAGAUGGGUUCCUUUGGAGCUAAUAGUCAACCAAGUUUCAGUAUUGCGGUCUCUGAUGAUGGAAGUGUAGACAUGGAAUUUUCUAGAGACCAAGAACAGCAGCACUUAACUAGCUACAACGUACUCUCCUCAAGCCUGGAAAGAGAUUCUGAAAGCAAGGAAAGUUUGGUCUCGGACAUUGAUCAUUCACAGAGUUGCAGAAAACAAAUGGAGCAGAACCGUCGCCUACAGCAACAAUUGCUGGAGUGUGAUAAAUCUGAUAAAACUGAAAGCACACCCAGCACUGAUGCAGAAGACUUUGAGCAUCGAAGUCUUGUGCAUGAGUUAGGAAAACCACCGCAAGAUGUAACUGCCAAUUCACCACCCACCAAGCGAAAGAAGUUAGGAACAUUUGAAUUUGAUUUCGGCUCUAAAAGAGAGCGAGAUUAUCAGAGGUUUAGACGGAUAAAUGAUGAACCUGAAAGGAGACUUGCUUCACUUCCAGGGACACCCUUUUCUGAGGAGGAGAGAAAUGCAUCACAAUUGCUGGACAAACAGCCAGAUUCACCAUUGGCAAUGGACAAAAAUUGCUUGCAUUUUGAUGUAUCAAAAUACAAUAUUGGCAAAACAGAGCACCAAGGGCUUUUGCCACAUGCAGAGAUUUUGAAAGUGAAAGCAUCAGUGACAGAAGAGGAGUUCUGUUGGGAGAGCAAUAUUAGGCAGACCACACUGAGAGGAGAAAUGAGCUUCCCUACCAGUUUUGUUAAACGAGAAAGUAUCCGGAAACGCCCUGAAUGUGAAUUGGAGCCUGGGGAGGUUCAGUCAGACUCUGAUGAAGAUAGUGAAAGUAGGCACCUUUCACUAAAGCUGAACUCUUUCAAAAGAGAGCCUGAGGAGAAGCUUUCAGAUGUAAAGUCCUCUGAGUCUCUUGAAAAGAAUAAGUUCUAUGAAUUUGCAUUGGAUAAGACCAUAACGCCAGACACCAAAGCUCUACUCGAGCGUGCUAAGUCACUUUCUUCAUCUAGGGAAGAAAACUGGUCUUUCCUUGGCCAUGACUCAAAAUUCAAAAGCUUUCGAAAUAGCACUGACAAGGAGAAGUCUGAACCGACUCCAAGACCUAUUCCUUCUUGGUACAUGAAAAAAAAGAAAAUUCGCUCUGAUUCUGAUGGAAAGUUAGAUGCUAAAAAGGAAGAUGCCAAGCCUGAUGAACAAGAACGACAAGAGCUCUUUGCUUCACGCUUUCUUCAUAGCUCUAUAUUUGAACAGGACUCAAGACGACUUCAACACCUUGAGCAGAAAAGUAGCGACCCUGAAGUUAGAGUUUGGAGAGAGAGUAUUACAAAUGAUUCCAAAGGGGAGCAAGCUGGGGCAGGAGGAACGGACCUCUCUCAAGAACCAAGAGUACUUUUUCAUAGCCGCUUCUUAGAACUUCAACAAAGAGAUAAGAACCAACAGCUGCCCAUUUCAGAAAGACUUAGUGUAAAUGAUCAGAUGGAGGAGAAGACACUGGAUGAAGAGUUUGGGCCAUCCCCCAAUGCAUCAGAAAUUUCCCAAGAGUUGUCAGUAAGUCAUAUCCCAGCUACAACAUCACCAAUGUCUCUCUCUAAAGUUUCAGAGACUUCUGUGCAGCAUGAUAAGCCAGUUUUGCCCUCUACAUUAAUAAACCUAGAUGGUCAAGCAGUUGUGAAUGAGCGGCCUGAUGAUGCUCCAAAAGAUUAUUCUCCAUUAAUUAACAUAAAGGAGGAGAACACAGCUGUUGCAGUGAGUACUACACCCCCUGAGCCCAUGAUAAAGGAAGAUGUGUCUGUCAAAGAACCUAAUGAAAAGCUGGGUGAGUCCAAAAGAACUGUAAGCCCAAUUGUUGAACAAGAUAUUGAUGUCAAACCUCCUACUCCUGGUGCAUCUUUAAGUAAUGUUGAGCCAGAAUGUGAUCCUUUUCAGGCAUCUUCUCCAUCGUUUCCAAAGCCCAGUCAAGCUCAAGAGAUUGCUGAGCUUUCAGAAAUAAAAAUGGAACCUGCUAAUACUUAUCUUCACAAGGUUGCAUCCCCACUAGAUGUGGAGCUGCCAGACACAAAACCUGAGAUUGAACUGGUACAGACACCACGCAAACAACCUAAAAGUAAAAAGGUAAAAACUGUCUUACCAGCAUCAACACUGAUCUCUCAAGUUGCUAAUGAGAAACCAGCUACACGAAAGAGUGAACGCAUUGAUAGAGAAAAGCUAAAAAGAUCUUCAUCCCCCAGAGGAGACUCCACAAAACUGAUUGCUGACUCCAGAAACUCUACGAAAUCUCCUGUUCAUGCUACAGAUUCAGAGCAGGGCCAUGAAUCAAACACAAAUGCCAGAACACGACAGCGACGGAAUGUACGAUCUGUCUAUGCAACACCCCUUGAGGAUGAAGCUCCACAAUCAGGAAAAGAGAUUACAGAACCUCCCCGUGUCACCCGUAAGCGCUGUAGUGAUAAGGAGGCUGGAACACAGCAUAUGGUAACCACACUUGGUAGAAGAGGUCGUCCACCCAAGACUCGUAGAAGAGGUGAUGAAAUGUCUCCAGUUAAGGGAGAUCAUACCAAAAAUUCUGAGAGUGAAGACUCUGAAAAUAAAGAGUCAGCAUGUAGUGGAGAAAUAUCUAAAGCAGCAGAGGCAUGGCGCUCUCCACGAUCUCAAAAAGGGCAGACUUCGCCAAUAAGAGCAGGACAAAACAGAAAAACAUUGAAAUUGGACAAAGUGCCAGGUAGCCCAGAAUCCAUUCAGUCAGACAAAGCAGGGGUUGAUGCAUCACCUGCUCUCGAUCACCUAGCUGAAUCCAAAGAUGAAACUACAGUGCAAAUUGGACAGUUGUCACAAGAUACCAAACAGCAUAACAUAUCUAAAAAAGAAAAUGAAUUUGCACAUUCUGGUAAGGAAAAAACAACAGACGCCGACAUAGAAAUCACUUCUGUAGAAAAAACACAGCCAUUAGAGAAGAAAAUCAGGGCAUCAAGACCAACAAGAAACACCAAAACAAUGCCUGAAGAUAAGCCUGUCAACGUUAUUAAUCUCACUGUGGAUGCAGCUAAGAAUGCCCUUCAUUCAGGUGAGGACAACGCUGUAAGUUUAGAAGGGUCUUUGAAAACCAAAGUCCAACUGUUGGGGAAAGAAGAGUCAAACAUCCCAGUUUACCACAAAGAGGAAGUUGUGCACAGUACUGAUGAAAAGGAUGAGUCUCUUUCAGAAAUGGAGCCUCCUACUGAUCCCGUGGCUGCCUUGCUUGCCCGUCAAAUGGAACUGGAAAGAGCAGUGGAGAAUAUUUCAAAACUUACAGAUGACCAGCUUCCAGCACCUUACAAAGAACCUUGUACUGUACCACCAACUCAAACACCGCCUGUUAUAGUACAAACUGCAGAUGAAACCGAGGUAGAAAAGCCUGCCAAUCCAGCAAGUGAAACUGAACUGGCAGCUGCAAUUGAUUCCAUCACUGCCGAGGAUAUAUCUGGGGAUGCAGAUGGAUUUUCUGCUCCAACAACAUACACCGCCCUCCUUCCUACACCAGAGACACUUGCUCUGCCUGUAUCAGGUGAGGUUACUGAACCUGAGACAAACUCGACUGUAAAGACCAUUGUACAAUCUGAUCAAGAUAGCGUUAAAGUUCCAGAUUCAAAAUCUCAUCGAACUUGUAAAACAGACACUUCAUUCACAGAAUCUCCAUUAGCCGAGGUAGCCAAAAAAGGAGGAAGAGCACGGCCAAAAACUCCAAAGAAAUCCAGAGGUCGGAAGGUUUAUUUGAACAGAAAAUUAGACAUGGCUGAGGAUGCAGUGUUGGAACCUGAAUCCACUACAGUCAAACUUCCAGAGUCAAUCCCAGAAGAGAUUAAAACUGCCAACCCUAAGGCAGCCACAUCAGCAGCUGCAGCAGCUGUAGUCACUGUUGCUGCUGCAUGCAAACAUGAAGCUACAUCUACAGUGAUUUUGGACACACCAAAAGAGGCAGAACAGCCUGCUGUCGACCAGCCUGAACCUCAGGAAUCUGCCUUCCACUCUGGAAAUAACAGUCCUCCUUAUUCAAGGACACAGCAACCGUCUCCUGAGCCAGUAGCAUUUACCCUUACUUCACCUACAGCCUGCCUGAAUUCACCUGCUUCCUCUAAGAUUCCUCUCUCACCCCCUGAGUGGAACACAAGGACAGAGGAGAAAGGAAUUAUCUCUAGACCUCAAGUUAAUGUGUCUUUGUCUACACCAGGAGUUGGGGUACCUCCAGCAAAUCCUCCCAUGCCUCCUGACACAAAGGCCUCGGAUAUUGACCCAAGCUCCAGCACAUUGCGAAAGAUUCUAAUGGAACCGAAGUAUGUAUCUGCUUCAAAUAGCAAUGCAGUCCCAGGUAUGAAGUUCACAUCCACCCUAGCAGAUACACGGAUGUCUAAUAAUGAAAAUUCAGUUGAGGCUGUGCUGCCUUUAAAGACCUCUCUACCUGAAGAUAGACCUAGCCCUAUAACUCAGCUUGUACCUUGUACAGCACCCCCAAAACCACCUCUUCUGCAACAAUGUGGUACUCCGCAGAUCUUAAAGGAGAAACUGGCUAUAACUUCCACUGCUACUUCAGUCAUUAGUCGGAUCCCUAUGCCCUUUGAUUUCGAGGACACUCCUCGGAUCUCUUUAAGCAACCGUAGCUCUGGAAUGUCCAUACCCAAGCAGAGGUAUUGUACAGGUUUGAAUGAAAAUAGCAAGUAUCAUGGACUUAACCCCUCUGAGGAUGGCGGAAGUGUUGGGCGCCCUGUUGUUGAAAGCACACAUUGUAACACAGGGUCAAGUACUGGUUUGAGGGUCAAUACGUCGGAAGGUGUGGUAGUGUUGAGUUAUUCUGGACAAAAGACAGAGGGACCACAGCGGAUCAUUGCUAAAAUAAGUCAAAUCCCACCAGCCAGUGCAGUUGAUAUUGAGUUUCAGCAGUCUGUAACAAAAUCACAGAUAAAACAAGAACCACCAUCUCACCCAUCUACACCAAAAGGAUCACAGACACCUACGGGUUAUGGACAUGCAGGGGUAGUAUUAGCUGGCCAAACUUUUAGUGCUCAGCCUGUUAUUUCCUCGGUUAAUCAGGAAUGUCCUAGCGCUGAAAAAUCUGAACCAUCCUACCACACUGGUCAACAUGGAGGUUCUGUGAAAACCUUCCAACAGUCCACAAGCCAUCCUCAACUUCUGAGGUAUAGCCAGUCAAUUGCACAGCAGCAGCAUUUUAAGAAAAAUGGAGUAACUGAAACCAUUUCAAUGAAAACUGAUUUAAAACCAUCACAAAACUUCACUGUUAAACCAGUUUUAAGCCCACACCAUCCAUCUUUAGUAGGCAAUCACAUUUUAAGUUCAAGUGCUCCACAUGACAGAGUGGUCUCACAACCCAAGCAAGAUUCACAUUCUCCAAGGUCGUCAGGCCAUUCCACGUCACCCUUUCCAAAAAUUUGCCCUCCUAGUAGCUCAGUUGUUUUGGGUCCAGCUGGCCCUUUAUCUCAGUAUGUGUCAAAUAUACACCAUGCUGAGCAAUCCGUGAUAAUGCCCCCUCAUAGCGUCACCCAGUCUAUGCCCAUAGGUCAUUUGUCCCAAGGAGAUGUCAGAGCCAGUACGGGAUCGUUAUCUGGAAUAGGUUAUGGAAUCCGUUCAGAAAACCUCUUAUCGCCUCGAUCUGCACCUCCACAACGUUCCACUACUCCUCAACCUGCAGUGAUCAGAGAUGUUGUGCUGAAGUCACAUGCAGGUGUAUCUGGUGGUGGCCAGGUUGAGACAAGCAAUGAUGAUAUGCUGAAUCUCCCUCAAGGACUUCGUAGAGCUUCUGCACCACAGUUACAAUCGGAAAGCAUAGUAAUGCAGCCUGAAUUCAAAGGUCUGCAUCACAGGGCAUUGCGUCUAGAUCAAUAUGCCAGAGAUGUGCGUUUACUUGUGCACCAGCAUUUAACUGACCAUUCAGGUGUUGUAGAAAAUCGCCAAACACGAACACCAGAGGCAAUGCAGUCAUCUUCACACAUAUCAUCUACUUCUAAAGCUUCUCCUGUGGUAAAGAAUGCUCCACCAAAAGCAAUGGAGCUGAAGAUGACACCCUCCCCUCACUCAGACAGCAGGAUAAUAGGGCACACCCCUGGGUCUGUUAUGGUAUCUUCCCAAGGAGUUCAAUUGAUUCAUACUGGAAAUCCAAACUCCAUGUCUGAAUACUACAGAGAAAUGCGUGGCUUCCAUUCUCAGUAUCCAAGUCAUUCAGUAAUUGGAAUUAAUUUGGCUAAUCGUGGAAUUGCUGCAUCUCAGGUCUCACAAGUUGAUCAAUGUCAAAGGCAGAAGGUUCCCUCUGUCUCCUCCAUUGAGUCUGUGGGAAGUUUUGGUGAAUCAAAACUUGACGGUCCUCACAUUCGACACCCAAGCUCCGUGGAUUUGUCUCACAUAUCACGAGUUCAGAGUGAGACUGGCUCUCCCUCUUACACUUCUCCUGUGAAUAUAACACCCAAAUUGGAGAUGCCUAUCACUGUGCAGAAGGGACCUCAAGGACCUAUUUCUAACCAGUUGCCACGCCCAUCCUCAGCCUCUUCUCAGAUACGAUCAGAAUUUAAACUUGACCACACAGGACUUCGGUCCGUUGAUAUGGUGCAAUUGUUAACGAAAUACCCAAUUAUUUGGCAAGGUCACCUGGCACUUAAGAAUGACACCGCAGCAGUGCAGCUACACUUUGUGUCUGGUAACAAUGUUCUGGCUCACCGUUCACUGCCACCACCAGAAGGAGGUGCCUUUCUUCGCAUUGCCCAGAGAAUGCGUUUAGAGGUCUCACAACUUGAGGGAGUUGCAAGACGUAUGACUGCUGAAAAUGAAUACUGCCUUCUGUUGGCAUUGCCUUGUGGAUUGGACCAAGAGGAUGUCCACAACCAGACCCAUGCUCUUAAAACUGGUUUUAUCACUUACCUGCAAGCAAAACAAGCUGCUGGAAUUAUCAAUGUCCCGAACCCAGGCUCGAAUCAGCCAGCCUAUGUUGUCCAGAUUUUCCCUCCUUGUGAGUUUUCUGAGAGUCACUUGUCUCAUAUGGCUCCAGACCUUCUCAAUAGCAUCUCCAGCAUCUCUCCCCAUCUUAUGAUUGUCAUAGCUUCUGUAUGAGAGGGAGAUCCCAGCUUCCCACACCAACAUGCCAACACCAGCCUUUGAGAUUUGCCAGAUGUCCUUUUUUUUUUUUUUUUUUUUAACUCUGGAAAGCACCUCAAUGUCCUUUUUGGCCAUGUACUCACUCUCUUUUUGUUUUUUCACCAGCCUUUUAAUCCAUUGACUCAUUGCCACUUUCGUUUAACUGUGUAUCACCUUAAAGUACACAGGGAUAAAUGGAGCUAUCCACAACGAUCAAUUCUCUGAUCAUUUCCCUUUUCAUUUGGAUAUUUGUAUCUAUGGUUUUUAAAACACUGAAGAUAUUUGGGAUUAUUAGGACAUGGGAGUUAAGAAUUUUUUUAUUGAUUUUUUUUUUUUUUUUUUCCUAAGGAAUAAUCAGACCAAUCAUUGCACUAUGUUAAGAAAAUCAAAAAAAAAGAAAAAAAAAAAGAAAAACAAGUUUGUACAAAUUUGGUUAUUGAAAUUGUAAUUUUACUUUAUUACUUGGACAUGCUUCAUUCACCAGCCAUUUGUGGUAGAGAAAAAAAAUGUUAUCAAGUCAAAGUAGUUCAAUCGAAUUGCUUUGACACAUUUUAUAAAAAAAUAAAAAAUAAAAUAAAAAAUGAUAAUGUAAUAUAAAGCAGUUACUGUUCAAUCACAAGUAAAAAGGUUACUUCCAUGUUAUUUGUAGAAAUUGCUCUCAAUAUAGCCCUUGUUCUUUCCCAAAGGGAAAAUGUUGGAGCAUUGUAAGUUGUACAGUUUACACUUGAUGCCUCAAUUGGGGAUUGUAUGUAUACUUUUUUCGCUUUCCUAAUACUUGCAAAGUGAAUCAGGUGAAGGCCUGGUUGUAAAUAUGAUGUAUAUUUAAAGACUUUCAAAGCAGUCAUUAGACACUGCAUAUGACAAGCAUAACCAGAUUGACAACCUAUUGCCAUCAACCGUGAAAGUGAACUGUCAGUUACCACUUGAGUAUCAUUUCAUAUUUUUGUUUUGUUGAUGUUUUUGAAAUCAAUCCUGUGCCAUAAUUUUUAAUGGAGAAAGCUAAAUGAAUUGAGAUUUAUCUAGUUUUAUUUUGAUACUUGACUUUGUAUUUGUCGCUUGAUCUUUAAGGCCUGCUUUUACAUUGCCUUGUUUUAUGCUUUUUGUCCCCUACCUCUAUUUCUGUCUUUUUUUAUUGUCAUGUUGGUAACUAUUGGGGGAUCCUAAAUGAUGAUAUUGUCCGUAGGACCUCUAAAGUGUUAAAUUCUGUUUUCCACUGUUUCUUUCUUUCUUUUUUUUUUUUUUUACAUACCUCUGAAUGUCCAAUAAGAACAGUGCAAUGCAAGUGGUAAAUAUACUUUGUAAAGAGAGAGAGAGAGAGGAAAAAAAGAUGAAAAUAUGUACAAAUCUGUCAGGAGACAUGAUAGAGACUGGCUUUUUUGGUCUCCUUUCUUUAUUGCUGUUUCCUUGAGCCAAGCUGUAAAUAGUCAUUUUUACUUUGUGUUGCUUUAGUUUUCUUCUUUGUCUUUGUUUUUUUGUUUAAUGUCAGGGUCACUUUUGUUUUGUGAGACAAAACAAAACUGUAAAGAAAUCCGAUGCAGAAAGUAAACCAUGAGUCUUAGUUUUGCAGUUUCAUUGGGUUACUACAAAUCCGCUCGUGGCUAUUUUGAAGGCACUUACAUUUUUGAUAUACAACUUUAAAAUAUCAAAAUACCAAAAGAAAGAAAACAAAAACAUCUGAUCUUAAAAUUUUGUCUGAUUUAUUUUAUUUCAUCAUUUUGAGUGUAUUUUGCUGUUCCUCUAUGAGGACAUUUAAAGAUGUAAAAUAAAUUUUGUUUAACACAUCUGCAGAUCAUUAAAUGGUCAUUCACUCUG